Molecule: messenger RNA, 2263 nt
Organism: Ziziphus jujuba (common jujube)
Lineage: Eukaryota; Viridiplantae; Streptophyta; Magnoliopsida; Rosales; Rhamnaceae
Product: cytochrome P450 CYP749A22-like
Exons: 5
Coding region: 53-1600 (515 amino acids)
Molecular function (GO): monooxygenase activity; oxidoreductase activity, acting on paired donors, with incorporation or reduction of molecular oxygen; heme binding
Source: RefSeq, a predicted model, not a curated record
CGUGACUCUUCAGAAAGUGACAAACUGAGAAACCAGUAAGCCAGAAAGAAAAAUGAGUGCCUUGGGAAAUCUUGUAAUAAUUUUCUUAAGCUUUCUGGGUCUGUGUUUUCUAUGGACUUUCAUCAAAGUGGUUCACAAACUAUGGUGGCGUCCUACUCGUAUGCAGAAGCUGAUGCGUUCACGAGGAAUCAAAGGCCCUUCUUACAGAUUCAUCCAUGGAAAUACCAAAGAAAUUUUGUAUAUGAAAAACAAAGCUAUGGAAAAACCCAUGAGUUUAUCCCACAACAUAUUGCCAACGGUUCAGCCUCACAUUGCUUCUUGGGUCAAAAUAUACGGAAAGAAUUAUCUGCAAUGGUAUGGAACAGAAGCUCAACUCGUUGUUACAGAACCAGAAAUGAUAAAAGAGAUACUUAAUAAUAUACACGGAGCUUUCCCAAAAUUCGAGUUACAUCCCUUGAUAAAGAAGAUAAUAGGAGAUGGUAUUAUAAACAGUGAAGGUGAGAAAUGGGCAAAAUACAGGAAAUUGUCCAAUCAUGCCUUUCAUGGAGAGAGUUUGAAAGGUAUGAGUCCUGCAAUGAUCACUAGCGUCGAGAAUAUGCUGGAAAGGUGGAAAUCAUACGAAGGUAAAGAGAUCGAAGUUUAUGAAGAAUUCAGAUUGUUUACUUCCGAUGUGAUUUCGAGAACAGCAUUUGGGAAUAAUUACCAAAAAGGGAAGAACAUUUUUGAGACGCUGGUGAGGUUGACCGUAUUAGCAGCGGAUAAUAUUUACAAUCUAAGAUUUCCUGGCAUCAGCGAAUUCUUCAAAACCGACAACCAGAUUGAAUUAGACAUGCUUGAUUCACAAGUUCGCAAUGACAUUAUAGAGGUGAUCAAGGAAAGAGAAAGGAAGGUGAUAACUGGAAAAGAAGACAAUUUUGGGAGUGAUUUUCUUGGAUUACUUUUGAAGGCUCACCAUAAUGCUGCCGACAACGAGAGGAUUUCAAUAAAAACUGUGGUCGAUGAAUGCAAAACAUUUUAUUCAGCUGGACAAGAAACCACUAAUUCUUUACUCGCCUGGGUUGUUUUACUUCUAGCAAUCCACAAAGAUUGGCAAGAAGAACUUAGAAAUGAGGUGUUCAAUUUAUUUGGGAAACAAAACCCAAAUCCAGAUAACUUUGCCAAAUUAAAAAAGAUGGGCAUGGUCUUCAAUGAAACUCUGAGAUUAUAUCCUCCUUCAAUUAGUUUGAAAAGAAAAGUUGAAAGGGAAGUUAGAGUGGGGAAGUAUAUUCUUCCUGCUAAUCUGAAUCUGUUUCUCUCAGCUUUACCAGUUCACCAUGACUCUAAAAUUUGGGGAGAAGAUGUUCAUGAAUUCAAACCAGAGAGAUUCUCACAAGGGGUUGUUGGGGCUACCAACAACAACCCAGCUGCAUUUUUCCCCUUUGGAAUGGGACCACGAAAUUGUGUGGGGUCUAACUUUGCCAUCAUUGAGUCAAAGAUCGCUCUUUGCAUGAUUCUUCAACGCUAUAGCUUCACUCUUUCUCCAACCUAUGUCCACAUGCCCUAUCAUCUCGCUACUACUCGUCCAAUGUAUGGAAUUCAAGUAAUACUGGAACCUCUUUAAAGAAUAGACUUGAACCAUGGUAUGACAAAAAGCCAAUUGGCACUAUUUGUUCUUAAACAAUAUUUAUUUUUGAAAUUUGAUCUUUAAACUUUUCUUUUUGUUUGGCACUUUAAUUUUUAAAUUUUAGUUUUUUUACAAUUUGAUCCUUAAAACUAUUUUUAGUUUAACUUUUAAUAAUUUUGAGGUGUGCAAUGCAUUUGGUAUAAUAUGUAUUUUCCACGAGAUAGCUUAAUUUUGUAAUUUUGUUUUAUUCAUAGAGCAGUAUAAUAUGUAUUUUCCACGAGAUAGCUUAAUUUUGUAAUUUUGUUAUAUUCAUAGAGCAAUAAAUGUACUGCAUACCUCAAAAUUGUUAAAAAUUAUAUUAAUAAUAGUUUUAAAGGAUUAAAAUGUCAAAAAAAUGUUCAAUAACAAAAGUACAUAUGUGAGAAAAGUUGAGGGACUAUAACAAGGCCAGCAACCCACGAUGCUAUUGAAGAUUUUGUUGAAUAAAGGAUGUUUAUAUGGUCAUGAGCUAGGGUUGCUAUAUCUUAGAUCCAGAAAAUAAUUAUCAGUUUAUCUAGUCUAAUGAUUCUACAUUAUAUAUAUAUAUAUAUAAAUUAUUGUCAUGUUUAGCUAAAUAAAGGAGGUUUACAUGGGCAAGAGCUAGGGUUGCUAUAUCUUAGA